GUGGGGGUGGGAUGCAGCACCGGCCCCUCCAGAGCCAGAGGACACAAACGCACCACAGCUGUUCCUGCCUGGACGAUGAUGCAAGCAGCCCAGAGUCCUGGGAAGCUUUGCCAUAUGUCCUCGCUGUCUCCACGUCCUGGGUUUUCUCUUCUGGUUUGUUUUCAGACCUUAAAUGUGAGGGUCCAAGAAAAGCAUCAUCACAUAAGUCACCACAUAACAACAGAAAAUAUUUCUUUUCUAGCACAAGAGCGAAUGCACUCUUUGUUAAGUGGUUUUGCUUUUGAGAGAUAUUCUAUUUAUAAUCGGGUGAGUUUUCCGUCUCCUAUAGGCUGGGCUGCUGUAUUCUCGCAUGUGUUCAGUAGGCUGUCUGUGCGUCUUAAGUGACGCGUCACAUGGUUAGAUGCUGUCUGCGCAGCGCAAUCCUCCAAACACAGUAGUUCUUUUUUAUCUCAGGGUCGUGCAGUGAGAAACAAGCGCUUCAGGAAGCAGCUGGAUUUAGAUUCUGUAACUUUUUUUUUUUAAUUUCAUAGUUUUGGAGCAGAAGUUAUUUUACCCUCUGGAGAUGGACCACACACACAUAUAGCACUUCUUGCAGACGGAUGAUUCUUGAACGGAAACCAGUCAAGAAACCCUCUGAGUUGUUGGCAGCUCUGAUGUGGUGCAGCUGCAAUAGCCUCAAUCUAGAACCGCUGGACAGGAGCCGAGAGCAGGUUACAUGUAUCCAAAUAUGCGCGUAAUUGGAGUGCACUGGCGAGGCGUCCCUUCCACUCCUGCCGGGAUAUCGUUGUCGUGAUGUUCAAUACUUCGGGAAUUGGGGUCACUCUUUCCGAAGUUAUCAAUGGCACUCUGCAGCUUCUCAACAACCCCCUCGUCACCACUAGUCCCACACCCAUGUGGAACGUGUCGUGCGGGGAGCAGCUGCAGGAUUUCGGGCGCCCGGAGAAGAUCAUCAUCGGGGUGAUGCUGGCUAUCAUCACGGCGGUCACAGUCAUGGGGAACACGCUGGUGGUGAUCGCAGUGUGCGUGGUGAAGAAACUGAGGCAACCUUCUAACUACCUGCUGGUGUCCCUCGCAGUGGCGGACCUAUCAGUGGCCAUAGUUGUGAUGCCGUUUGUCAUAGUGACAGACCUCACCGGGGGCAAGUGGCUUUUUGGGGACACGUUUUGCAACAUCUUCAUCGGCAUGGAUGUUAUGUGCUGCACUGCUUCCAUCAUGACCCUGUGCGUGAUCAGCGUGGAUAGGUAUCUUGGGAUCACGCGGCCUCUCACCUACCCAGCCCGGCAGAACGGUCAGCUGAUGGCAAAGAUGAUCCUGGGAGUGUGGCUGGUGUCAGCAUCCAUCACCCUGCCACCCUUCUGCGGCUGGGCCAAAAACGUCCACACAGCCGGUGUGUGCCUCAUUAGCCAAGACUUUGGCUACACCAUCUAUUCCACAGCCGUAGCCUUUUACAUCCCUAUGCUGGUCAUGCUGGUCAUGUACUACAAGAUCUUCAGGGCUGCUCGCAAGAGCGGCGCCAAGCACCGCUUCACUGACCUUCCGCGGCGCGAACGGCUUGAAACGGUGGCUAAUGAGGCGCUGCGCAUGCAGGGCCUGAAGCCACCUGGUGUGGCGGAGGAAUGUGCCGCCUUGUCCCGCCUGCUGAACCGUGAGCGCAGAAACAUCUCCAUCUUCAAGCGGGAGCAGAAAGCAGCCACAACGCUGGGGGUGAUCGUCGGGGUCUUUGCUGUGUGCUGGCUGCCUUUCUUCAUCCUGUCCACUGCCAGGCCCUUCAUCUGUGGCGUGGAGUGUAGCUGUGUGCCCAUCUGGCUGGAGCGCACGCUGCUAUGGUUGGGCUACGCCAACUCCCUCAUGAACCCCUUCAUCUACGCCUUCUUCAACCGAGACCUGCGCUCCACUUACCGUGACCUUCUCCGCUGUCGCUAUCGCAACAUCAACCGUCGACUGUCCGCUGUGGGCGUGCACGAGGCUCUCAAGGUGUAAGGCAGGGUACGCGAGCAGCGCAUCUUGAGUCUCAAACAGCGUGGUAUGCCCUGUGCCCUGUGCUUGUACACUUGGUGGCUCUCAGGCCCCUCUGCAACGGCAGAGAGACAGCACGUUUACUUGAGCGUGUGUGUGACUCAGUCUUUCUAUUUUGGGGAAGAAAAUCAUAGAGCGUACUUGAUGGGCUAUUCAAGUCGACACUGCUUUUGUGCAUAUGCCACGAUUCUGUCCUGGCUCCGGAUUUAUGAUGGGAUAAUGUGGUGACAAAGGAAAUGACAUGUAAACACAAUCAAUCAUCCCAGUGCUUUCAAAGGGAACAGAAAGCAAACACAUUUCUGUACAAUAUCAAAAUUGAUGUUUGAUAAGUAAAUGUUUUGUGCACAGUGUCUUCAUCAAACACGCAUUUGAGGACAUCCCAGAUUAAUUUUCAAACAGGAGUUGAACACUUUGAGGUGUAUUGUGCUUUGUGCCAGGAUUAAAUAUUAUUUAUAUCACUUUAUCUCCAGUCAUAGCUUUCAAUUUGGUCUUCUAACUAAAUUUACCAGGAGCACCUUAAAUGUUUCACAAAUGUUUAAAAUGUGAUGAUGCCAAAUGAACGGGGGCGGGUGGAAAAUGGUGUUAAGAUGCAACAUGAAGGGAACAUCCUCCAUUCAUGGAAUCUCAGUGUUUGUUGCUAUAAAAAGAAACUGAAAGUAGUUUGUUUAGUGUCUGCAUGAAACAUAUUUGUCUUACACGCCACUGUAUACAUAAAUCAUGAGAUUUUGAAUAGUGAAGGACGGUUUGGCAGAAAGGUUUCCAUGUUUCACCCAAAUACUUUAUUGCACACUUGAAUUCAAUAUGAACUCAGACACCAGGUCUCAGAAACCAUGAUACUGUGGACCGUUUUCACUCUUCUUAUUUUGCCUUGAUCGGUCUCAUCCCACUUUUGGCUGCUGACCUUCUUGGAUGGUACAGCACAUGAAACCUGCUGAACCCUGCAGUUUUCACUUAGAGAAUUUACGUGUUUCUCAGACUCUUCUGCUCCACUGGUUGUCAACAGUGUUUAUCUUUCCUUUUGAAUCAGGAUGUGGUCACGUCCUUCUUGGCCACACUUCUGUCUGAACUCUGUGGUGACCUGUAAGAGCCUGUGUCAAAUGCCAUCAGUUCAGCAGUGUGUGCUUUUUCUACCUCAAUUUUUUUGAGUUUACAGUACAUUUCCUCCAAACAGAUGUACUGCGCUGUCUUGCAUCAUUUUGUAAUUAACUGCUAUUUUAUAUGGUGUAAAAUCAAUCUGUCUACAACUACUGUGUUUGCUCUGUUUGACCGCUUUGUCAUUACCUUCAGAAACAAGCUGGGGAAGUGGCAAAGCAUUUCACACAUUGUAAAUAAAGAAACACUUGUUUAAAAUA
Messenger RNA from Seriola aureovittata, 3368 nucleotides. It is a transcript of the gene htr7c, whose product is annotated as 5-hydroxytryptamine (serotonin) receptor 7c. NCBI's taxonomy places the organism in Eukaryota, Metazoa, Chordata, Actinopteri, Carangiformes, Carangidae. Bases 793 to 1980 code for a protein of 395 amino acids. Gene Ontology annotation, cellular component: dendrite; plasma membrane. Gene Ontology annotation, molecular function: neurotransmitter receptor activity; G protein-coupled serotonin receptor activity. The transcript has 2 exons. Gene Ontology annotation, biological process: chemical synaptic transmission; vasoconstriction; circadian rhythm. The record is from RefSeq and is a predicted model, not a curated record.